Messenger RNA from Aureococcus anophagefferens, 456 nucleotides. RefSeq lists its product as hypothetical. NCBI's taxonomy places the organism in Eukaryota, Pelagophyceae, Pelagomonadales, Pelagomonadaceae. Bases 1 to 456 code for a protein of 151 amino acids. The record is from RefSeq and is a predicted model, not a curated record. Gene Ontology annotation, molecular function: DNA binding; cyanate hydratase activity. The transcript has a single exon.
AUGGCGUCGAAGAAGGCCACGGGCAAGACCUUCGACGAGAUCGCCGACGGCCUCGGCUGGACGAACGCGUACACGUGCCAGCUGCUCCUCGGCCAGGCGCAGCUCAAGCCCGAGUCGCGCGCCAAGUUCUCCGCGGCGGUGCCCGGCAUCUCGGCCGAGGACCUCGACACGCUCGAGGUCGCGCCCAUGCGCGGCUUCGACGCCGAAAUCCUCAAGGAGCCCAACGUCUACAGGACCUACGAGGCGAUCACGCACUACGGCAACGCCAUCAAGCUCUUGGUCAACGAGAAGUUCGGCGACGGCAUCAUGAGCGCGAUCGACUUCUACUUCACCGUCGGCUCGACCGUCGGCAAGCAGGGCGAGCGCCGCGUCGUUUUGACGUUUAACGGCAAGUUCCUCCCGCACAUCGAGCAAAACGCCGCGGACAACACGGCGCCGUCGCCGGAGGCCAAGUGA